Messenger RNA from Closterium sp. Yama58-4, 1392 nucleotides. Lineage: Eukaryota; Viridiplantae; Streptophyta; Zygnematophyceae; Desmidiales; Closteriaceae. The record is from the annotation of a GenBank genome assembly.
AUGUUUUAUUUCCACAGUAUGUUCCCCGCGCAGACUCAUGCCGGCAUGGCAGUGUCUGGUUCGAUCGGCGUAGAGCAAGAGCUGCAGGUUAAGCUGUUAGCCGCGUCUCAUCGUCUCCCUCUCUCCAUCUCUUCCCCCUUCCUCGUCUUCAGGGACAUUGCACGAAGACUCAUGCCAGCGUGGCAAAACCUAGCGGAGCAAGAGCUGCAGGUUUCCACCAUUGGCUGCCGCGUCCCAUCAUCUCUCUCUUCCAACCCCCCUUCCCUCCUCCCCAGGGACAUUGCACUAAGGCUCAUGCCAGCGUGGCAGCACCUAGCGGAGCAAGAGCUGCAGGUUACCACCAUCUCGGGCGGCAUCACCAACCUGAUAUUUAAAGUGGAGCAAGCUAAUCAAAGCAAGCAGGCGAAGGAAGGAAAAGAAAAAGAGCAAAACGGGGAGGCAUCAUCCAAGAAAAGCGGAGAGGGCAGCAGCCAAUCAGAGGCGAUCACUGUGCGCAUAUACGGGCCAGAUACGGACAAAAUCAUCAACCGGAGCAGAGAAUGGGAGGCACUCAGGGCGCUGUCAACAGCAAACUUUGGGCCUCGCCUCAUAGGGAGCUUCACCAAUGGAACCGUGCAGACGUACCUGCCUGGCCGCACGCUCACUCCACCCGAGAUGUGCACCCCGCCACUGUCACACCUGAUAGCGGCACAGCUGCACCGCCUGCACCAUCUGGACGUGCCUCUGGGGACAGAGGAGGAGCGGAAAGAGGGGCACCUGUGGCAUGCUCUCUUUGACAUGCUGCACACUGCCGAAAAGCUUAAAUAUGACGACCCGAAGCUGCAGACCCGGUUUGACUCCAUUGACUUUGCCAAGCUGAGAAGCGAGAUACAAGAAGCAAAGGAGCUGACGGACCGACUCCACUCACCCAUUGUCUUUGCCCACAACGACCUCCUCGCUUACAACCUGCUGCUGGACGAAUCGCAACCCGGUGCCCCUGUGAUGCACAUGAUUGACUUCGAAUACGCAGCAUACAACCCCCGGGGCUACGACAUUGCAAACCACUUCUGUGAAUACGCCGGCUUUGAGUGCGAGUACUCAAGAUUUCCCUCCAAGGCCCACCAGCACGACUUCUUUCGUCACUACCUGCACCCCAACGCUCCUGAGAAGGCUUCUCAGGAGGAUCUGGACAGGUUGUAUCUGGAGGUGAACGCGUUCACCCUCGCCUCACACUUCUUCUGGUGCCUCUGGUCCCUCAUUCAGUCCAAGUAUUCAGCCAUUGAUUUUGACUACAUGGACUACUUUUUUGUUCGUUACGGCGUGUAUCAAAAGAGAAAGGAGGAGGAUGUCGCACUUGUAGAGGCGUACCUCAGCAAUCAAAAGCUGCAAACCAGCAGUGGUUUGAUCACCUGA